Exophiala bonariae is the source of this 945-nucleotide messenger RNA. RefSeq names its product nicotinate-nucleotide diphosphorylase (carboxylating) (gene BNA6). The transcript is spliced from 2 exons. The coding region runs from base 1 to 945 and encodes 314 amino acids. Gene Ontology annotation, molecular function: nicotinate-nucleotide diphosphorylase (carboxylating) activity. Gene Ontology annotation, cellular component: cytoplasm. Gene Ontology annotation, biological process: NAD+ biosynthetic process; quinolinate catabolic process. Lineage: Eukaryota; Fungi; Ascomycota; Eurotiomycetes; Chaetothyriales; Herpotrichiellaceae. The record is from RefSeq and is a predicted model, not a curated record.
AUGUCGUCAAUUAAUGAUGGGCCUCGUGCCGUCGACUUACCUCUCCCAACUCAGACAAGCCACGCACAUGGCUCUCUCGAAGACCUGUUACCGAGUCACUUCACAGGCGACAUCACAAGAUGGCUCGCUGAAGAUACACCCUCCUUUGACUAUGGCGGUUUCGUCGUCGGGUCUUCUCCCCGUACAGCACAGCUACUCUGCAAGUCUGCGGGAGUCCUCGCUGGUGUACCUUUUUUCAACGAGGUUUUCAGGCAGCUAGACUGCACGGUGGAGUGGCAUCAUAAUGAGGGAUCAUAUCUCGAUCCUAGCAAGAGCGGCGGAAAGAUACAAGUGGCAACAGUUACUGGGCCGACGCGGAAAUUGCUACUGGGCGAGCGGGUGGCAUUAAAUACCUUGGCGAGGUGUAGUGGCGUUGCUACACGAAGUAGAACGAUGCUUGAAUUGGUGCGCGGCGCAGGUUACGCAGGAAUCCUGGCAGGCACCAGAAAGACUACACCCGGCUUCAGGCUUGUUGAGAAAUACGGUAUGUUGGUAGGUGGUAUCGAUGGACACAGACACGACCUGAGCAGCAUGAUCAUGUUGAAAGACAACCAUAUAUGGGCCAAGGGCAGCAUUACUAAUGCAGUCAAGGCUGCGAGAGCGGUAGGUGGAUUCGCACUGAAGAUUGAGGUUGAAGUGCAGACCGAAGCAGAUGCCGAUGAGGCCAUCGAGGCGGGUGCGGAUAUCGUCAUGCUGGAUAAUUUUGAUGGUGAUGGACUGAAAGUCGCAGCAAAGAGCCUGAAGGAACGAUGGAGAGGUAAGAGGAAUGUUCUACUGGAGAGUAGUGGUGGACUUACGGAAGCCAACGUGGAGGAGUAUAUUAAUAAUGAUAUCGAUAUAAUAUCCACGAGCGCUGUCCACCAAGGUGUAUCUCAUGUGGAUUUCUCUCUAAAGAUCGACCAUUAG